AUCUAACAGAUUACAGUUACACUUAUUUUGUAAAUCAUUAACGUAAUUCUGUUGCAUGUUGCAUGUUACUCCAAAAUGCUCUUCAGUUAGCCUAUACAUAAUAUAAAUGCAGGCUGCAAGUUGCUUGUAUGUAAUAUAAAUCAACACUGCAACAGAUGCAACAGAUUUCCAUUCUAACGCACAUGAUAUACUACAUCGUUCACAUUUUAAUAACUCAAACGUGUACUUCUCUUCACGAGGGAAGGCGCUUUAAUUUAGGAUGUGGCGAUAUCUUCCCAUAGCAACAGCAGCGGGAUGACGUGGGAAGGUAGCGGAUUAAACUCUUUGUAUUUGAAUGGCGCAGAAAUCAAGUGUCGCAAAUAGCCGUCAAGAUCAAUGAUGCUUCUGCGCGUGAAAUAAAACAGCAGGGCGCCUAAAAAGUUUACAUGCAACCUACAUAUCAGCAUCACGCACACGCACGCGCACGCACGCACACACACACACGCGCUCUCUCUCUGUCUCUCUCUCCAUUCUCUCUCACGCCAUCACACUCGUCACACCCGCUCCUCGGAACCGCUGCUCACCGAUUCCCGCCGAACCGUAACAACCGAACAGCUCCAGCAUGUCUUCUGAAGGAUUAGGCGAGACUCUGGUGAUUCGGUUCGGGCUGAUAAACGCCGACAACAAAUACCUGACAGCGGAGACGUUCGGUUUUAAAAUCAACGCCUCGGCGAGCUCCAUGAAGAAAAAGCAGGUGUGGACGCUGGAGCAGUCCGGUGACCACGGAGACUCCAACGCCGUGUUCAUUAAAAGCCACCUGGGUCGUUACCUCGCUACGGACAAGGACGGCAACGUGACGGCGGACGGCGAGCAGCCCGGCCCGGACUGUCGGUUCCUCGUGAUCGCCCACGACGACGGCCGGUGGUCCCUGCAGUCCGAGCCCCACUCGCGCUACCUGGGCGGGACCGAGGACCGGAUCGCGUGCUUCGCGCAAAGCAUCUCGCCCGCGGAGAAAUGGAACGUGCACCUGGCCGUCCAUCCUCAGGUGAACGUGUACAGCAUCUCGCGCAAGCGGUACGCGCACCUGUCCGAGAGGAACGAGCUCGCCGUGGACCGCGACGUGCCGUGGGGCGUGGACUCGCUGCUCACGCUCGUCUACCUGGAUCACCGGUAUCACUUGCAGACCGCCGACAACCGCUUCCUCACGUGCAGCGGUGCCCUGACGGCCAAACCGGGCACGGGCACCGGGUUCACGCUGGAGUUCCGCGCGGGGAAGGUGGCUUUCCGGGACGCGACGGGCAAAUACAUCGCGCCCACGGGCCCCACCGGGACCAUGAAGUCUGGCAAGAGCGCGCGCGUCGGCAAAGACGAGCUAUUUGUCCUCGAGCAAAGUCACGGGCAAGUGGUGCUUACCGCCAGCAACGAGAGAAACAUCUCCAUGCGCCAGGGGGUUGAUUUAUCAGCCAAUCAGGAUGAGGAGUCCGACCAGGAGGUGUUUCAGAUGGAGAUGGACAGGGAGACAAAACGCUGUGCCUUCCGCUCUUGCAAUGGGAAGUAUUGGAGUCUCACCCCGAGUGGAGCGAUCCAGUGCUCAGCCUCCACUAAAUCCCCCAGUUGUUUCUUUGAUCUCGAGUGGAAAGGGUCGAAAGUCGCUCUGAAGGCCAGUAAUGGUAAAUACCUGGCUGCCAAAAAGAACGGACAGCUGGCGGCGGCCGUGGACUCUGCAGGUGAGCAGGAGGAGUUUGUGUUGAAGCUCAUCAACAGGCCGUUGAUAGUGCUGCGUGGGGAACAUGGAUUUAUCGGUUGCCGCAAACAAGGAACUGGAACACUGGAUUCCAACCGCUCGUCCUAUGACGUCUUCCAGUUAGAGUACAACAGCAACGCUUACAGCCUCAGAGACUCAGCGGGGAAGUAUUGGACGGUGGAGGCAGACGGCUCUGUGAUCAGCAGUAGUGACGCACCUGUCUAUUUCCACUUUGAGUUCUGUGAUUACAAUAAAGUGGCCAUUAAGACAAAGGAGGGCAAGUAUCUGAAGGGAGACCAUGCCGGGGUGCUUAAAGCCAGGGGCCAGGGCAUUGCUGAUGCAACAUUGUGGGAAUACUGAGAAACUUUCAGCUAUCUACACACACAAACAAACAUGUGUGUUCUCUAAAUCUAUACGUAAACAUAACACAUUCUCUGCAGAAUAAGCACAUGAUAACAUGCAAUCCAUAUGAACACAACAUACAAAGAUAUCUCAGCAUAAUCUAAUGGAUCAAGGCACAAAACACAUUUGAAUGUAUAAGUAUGCACAAAUGAUCACAAUGCACAAAUUAGCUUAACUCGUUAAAUUAGUUAAUAGAUAGUUCAGGCAAAAAUAUAAAUUGUGACAUUAUUUACUCAUCCUCAGAUUACUGACACCUGUAUGACUUUAUAUAUUUUGAAGAAAACACCCCGAAAGGCACUGAACCUUUUUGAUUUUCAUUGCAUAAACAAAAAUGCAACCAAAGUAAACAAGAGCGAAAAAUUGUUUGUUUAUCAGCUAUCUUCAAAAUAUCUUCUUUUGUGUUCAGCAGAAGAUACAGUUCGGAACAACACAAGGGAGACUAAAUGAUGACAGAAUUUUCAUUUUGGGUGAACUGUCCCUUUAAGACAAGCACAAACUGAUGGUGUACUGAUAAAAAAAAAUACUGUUUAAACUGGAACUGAAUCAUGAUGAAAUUUGCUCAAACUAAAGAUAGCAGUAACACUUUACGAUAAGAUUUAAUUUAACUUAUAAGAUGAACUAUAACUCUUCUACAGUAUAGUUAAUGUUAAUUUCAACAUUUACUAUACAUUUUUAAAAUCACAAUUUGUACGCAUUAGCAUUAGUUAAUGCACUGUGAACUAACAAAUGAACAGUAAGUGCAUUUUUUAAUAACUAACAGUAACACUGAUAAAUAAAUGCUAAAUAAACAUUUAACAUUAAUAAAUGUGAGCUUAUGUAAAGUGUUACCAAACGAUUAAUGGAGUGAAAUUCUGUCACGAAACCUUGCAAAAAUACAUUGAGCAGUUUAAUGCACAUCAUGUAGGCCGAUUCAAGUCACUGUCUCUGCCUUUCGAUCCUUUCAUGGCCUUAUUUUGCUCAUCAUAAUAUCCGUUUCUGGGAAAUUUUGAAUCGAAAUGUGCUAUUACAUAAUGGUCAAUAAUUUGCUUAUGCAAAAUGGGCAUGCAACGGUGUCUCAUAAGCUGAGCCUUCGGCCAUAGGGUUUGUUCCUGUUCGCAAAAUCAUUUUUAGAGCGAACUGGCUUCUGUAAUGAGGCCAGGUUUUAAAUAGCUGCACCGUGUCACACAAAAAAACUGGAGAAAUACGCUUGUUCACAUCAGAGAGACAUUUCGAUAUCCCUGCACACAAAUACACAGACACACAGAAUCAGUCAGAAGCAUUUCAUUUGUUUGUCAAACUGUUACUUGUGGUGUUUGUGUCCAUUUUGGGUUACAUGACUCGUAUUCAGCAUUACAGUGUUUAUGCUAUCUCUGGCUAUCAUUGAUAACGUGUUGAUUUGCACUUUUUCGGCUAAAGCUUUUCAUGUGAAUGUGCUGAAAGAAAAAGACAAAGCGUUCGUGCCUUCCUCGGUGGGAUAAGAUCUCCCACUAAGGUGUGAAAAUGCAGUUUUUUUGAACUUCAUUUUUAUUUUGUUCUCAUUAUGUGCCAUUGCAACUGGACAUGACAAUGAAAUAAACAGAACAUUUCAGAAAGUAAA
Molecule: messenger RNA, 3701 nt
Organism: Puntigrus tetrazona (Sumatra barb)
Lineage: Eukaryota; Metazoa; Chordata; Actinopteri; Cypriniformes; Cyprinidae
Gene: fscn1b
Product: fascin actin-bundling protein 1b
Exons: 5
Coding region: 602-2083 (493 amino acids)
Biological process (GO): cell migration; establishment or maintenance of cell polarity; actin filament bundle assembly
Cellular component (GO): cell projection membrane; cytoplasm; filopodium
Molecular function (GO): actin filament binding; protein-macromolecule adaptor activity
Source: RefSeq, a predicted model, not a curated record